GAGCCGGGCGCCUGGAAGCGGCGGGCGCGGUGGGGCAGAGCUGAGGCGGCCCGGACCGACCCAGGCGGCGACAGAGUCAUUCCCAAAUGCCUGGAAACUCCUCAUCGGAUUACUGUGUUUUCAGCAGAGUUUUGUGAACGGCCUUUUCUCUUCAACCAGGAAGAAGAUGUGGAAAGCUUCGGCCGGCCACACCGUGUCCCUCAGCCAGGACGACGGGGGAGCCGAUGACUGGGAAACCGACCCCGACUUUGUGAAUGAUGUAAGCGAAAAAGAACAAAGAUGGGGGGCCAAAACUGUGCAGGGAUCUGGGCACCAGGAGCACAUCAACAUACACAAGCUGAGAGAGAAUGUUUUUCAAGAGCACCAGACCCUUAAGGAGAAGGAGCUUGAAACAGGACCAAAAGCCUCCCACGGUUAUGGAGGGAAGUUUGGCGUGGAGCAGGACAGAAUGGACAAGUCUGCCGUCGGCCAUGAGUACCAGUCGAAGCUUUCCAAGCACUGCUCGCAGGUUGACUCCGUCCGGGGGUUUGGAGGCAAGUUUGGUGUCCAGGUGGACAGAGUUGACCAGUCUGCUGUGGGCUUCGAGUACCAGGGCAAGACAGAGAAGCACGCCUCACAGAAAGACUACUCGAGUGGUUUUGGCGGCAAGUAUGGUGUGCAGGCCGACCGCGUGGACAGGAGCGCCGUGGGCUUCGACUACCAGGGCAAGACGGAGAAGCACGAGUCGCAGAAAGAUUACUCCAGAGGCUUUGGUGGCAAGUAUGGUAUUGACAAGGACAAGGUUGAUAAAAGUGCUGUCGGCUUUGAGUAUCAAGGCAAAACGGAGAAGCACGAGUCUCAGAAAGACUAUGCGAAAGGGUUUGGAGGAAAAUUUGGCGUGCAGACGGACAGACAGGACAAAUGUGCCCUUGGCUGGGAUCACCAGGAGAAGUUGCAGCUGCACGAAUCCCAGAAAGAUUAUAAGACUGGUUUCGGAGGCAGAUUUGGUGUUCAGUCCGAGAGGCAGGACUCCUGUGCUGUGGGGUUUGAUUACAAGGAGAGACUGGCCAAGCACGAGUCCCAGCAAGACUACUCCAAAGGAUUUGGUGGAAAAUACGGAGUGCAGAAGGAUCGGAUGGACAAGAAUGCCUCCACUUUUGAGGAUGUUGCCAAGGUGGCCUCCACGUAUCAGAAGACUGUCCCCAUCGAAGCAGUGAACAGCAAAACAAGCAAUAUCAGAGCUAACUUCGAAAACCUGGCGAAGGAGAAGGAACAGGAGGACAGACGGAAGGCGGAAGCAGAGAGGGCACAAAGGAUGGCGAAGGAAAGACAAGAGCAGGAAGAGGCCCGGAGGCAGCUGGAUUUACAGGAGCAAGCCAGAGCCCAGAAACAAACCCCGCCUGCGUCCCCCACUCCGCAGCUGGCUCAGGAGAGGCCGCCUUCAAGCCCUGUCUAUCAGGACGCGGCUUCGUUCAAGGCCGAGCCGAGCUACAGAGGCCCCGUGAGCGAGCCCGAGCCGGAGCCGGGGCCCGAGCCCGUGUACAGCACGGAGGCCGCCGACUACCAAGAGGCCGACAGCCAGCAGGGUCCGGCCUACGCCCCGGAGGCCGUCUAUGAAACCACAGAGGCCCCGGGCCACUAUCAAGCAGAGGAAAGCACCUACGACGAGUAUGAGAAUGAUCUGGGGAUCACAGCCAUCGCCCUCUACGACUACCAGGCUGCGGGCGAUGACGAAAUCUCCUUCGACCCCGACGACAUCAUCACCAACAUCGAGAUGAUCGACGACGGCUGGUGGCGUGGGCUGUGCAAGGGCAGGUACGGGCUCUUCCCGGCCAACUACGUGGAGCUGCGGCAGUGAGCGGCGCUCGCUUCUCGCGCUGCGGAUCAUGCCUGGCUUGUGCUGGGUUUUUCAGGGUGGGGAGGGGAGGAUACAUAUUGCUUUUAUAUUUAAUACUUUUGCUGAUGCUUUUGAAAUGUUUAUGCCACAGAAUUUGCUAAUAUAUUGUAAUCAUGUUCCUUAGGAGGACUUGGGUAAUUGUUUUUCUGCGUUGAAGGUAUUUUCUUUUUUUGCUACAUUGACUCAUGUGGAGCCACUUCAGGGGCGUUUAGUCCUCCGGAGUGCAUGCUGUCCUGGCCCCCAUCCUCGGCAGUCGGGACCCCCGUGACAAAUGCGAGCGAUCUUUCACUGCCUUGCCUGCCGCUCUUUGACGGCCGUGUGGGGUCAGGCAGGAGUCGCUGUCCUCGUCAGGGAGGCUCUCUGGGGUCUCAGAGUUGGGAGGAAGAGGGAAGGGCCUGAUAGAAAGUUAGAACUGAGAGAAAUCGCUAGAAAGUACGAGAGCUUUAAUGUCAGGUGGUGAAGCCUUUCGUACUGUGAAAUCCCAUGGUAUUUGAUGAGUUGUAGCAAAGACCCCGUCUCUCCUGUGUCUCGCUUCUCAUCCCACCCUUGUUCUCUCAUCUCCCCUGACGUCCCGGCCACCGCUCAUCCUGCCCCGCAGUGCAGUGUCACUCUGUCCCUUAAAGGGGACAGUCCCAGGCUGUCCCCCUCCUUGUGUCAGCUCCCGGGUCUGAAGGCCUCGGCUCGCCUGCCCUCGGCUUGCCCGCCCUUGGCUGAUGUCUUGUCGAGGCCCGGGCAGCCGGGGCUGUGUGUCUGUUGUGUGGGCCAGCGGCCCCUCACUGUGGAAAGGCAGGUGCCUUCUCUGUUGUAAACUGCCAGAACGUUCUUCCCGUCAAGGGAGUCAUGCACUUUUUGCCAAAAUAUCAUGUUAAAUGAUGGUAAAAUUUGAUUGAUUGACUUGGCUAAAAAUACAAAGUGAACAAGAGCAAGUGCUCUGACCCAAGACACUCCGGGCGGCUGCUCUCUGGACGCUGGGUGGGAGCGCAUCGCCCCCCGAGAGACCAGGAGGCCCGGUCAGCGUGUGUGCGCACAGGCAGUGUCUUUCCAGAAGAUCAGGUAGCAAUGUCUCAGGUGUUCGGGACGUUAAUGACUGUAUGGAUGUGUUUUCUUUCCUGAAGUGCAUUUCUGCAUACUCCUUCCUUUACCACAAUUAGGUCGGGUUUUAUAUGCAAUUAUUGUAUCUAAAUCUCUGUAGCACACUCAUAGGUAUGAUUUUUUUAAUUAAAUAUUCGAAAUAAACUUUUUUUGAUCCACUGA
Diceros bicornis minor is the source of this 3130-nucleotide messenger RNA. RefSeq names its product cortactin (gene CTTN). Lineage: Eukaryota; Metazoa; Chordata; Mammalia; Perissodactyla; Rhinocerotidae. Bases 167 to 1837 code for a protein of 556 amino acids. The record is from RefSeq and is a predicted model, not a curated record. Gene Ontology annotation, biological process: regulation of actin filament polymerization. Gene Ontology annotation, molecular function: actin filament binding. Gene Ontology annotation, cellular component: plasma membrane; cortical actin cytoskeleton; site of polarized growth. The transcript has 18 exons.